CUCGAGUCUGCCGUCCGCACCGCGCCGCCUCUCCCAAGGGACCCAGCAAACUUCCUACGACCGCGCGAAACUUUCCCAAAUAACAUUCCUUUAAAAUAAUCACCAGAAAAUAGAAAAAUAAGCUCGUAAAAAAGUUAACGCCAAACUUUGUUACAAUUUGAUUAGCUUUUGACUGUCGAUAGAGUUCCCGCGGAAAGACUAAUGGACAACCCAGGCUUUUGGGGCUGAAAUAAGCCGGCGUGACUGGAAAUAUGCAGCAGCGUUGGUGGUCCUUAUACUUGCUAGCAAUAUUUAUGUUGGGACUAGACUCAAAGCUUGUCGGUCAAGCUUUUCAACCGGAGUUUGCGGAGCCAUUGACAAAUCUCACAGUACCAAUAGGUCGUGACGCUACAUUCAAAUGUCUAGUCUACAAUCUUGGAGGGUAUAGGGUAGGGUGGGUGAAAGCAGAUACUAAAGCUAUACAGGCAAUUCAUGUUCACGUUAUAACUAAUAAUCAUCGUGUUGGAGUAUCGCAUAACGGCCAAUCUAUUUGGAACCUGCAUAUAAGGAACGUUCAAGAGGAAGACCAAGGCCAGUAUAUGUGCCAGAUCAAUACAGACCCGAUGAAAAGCCAAAUGGCUCACCUGCAAGUCGUGGUACCACCAGAUUUUAUAGCCGAAGAAACUUCUGGUGACAUUAUGGUACCUGAAGGAGGGACCGCAAAAGUUUCCUGCCGCGCUCGUGGUAUGCCCAAGCCAAAUAUAAUCUGGAGAAGAGAAGAUGGUGCCGAGAUAGUUAUUAGAGAUGCUCAAGGCAGUAAAACUAGAGUGGCAACAUAUGACGAAGAAGUUCUGACACUCACAAAAAUCUCCCGUUCGGACAUGGGUGCUUAUUUGUGCAUAGCGAGCAAUGGAAUCCCACCAUCAGUAAGCAAGAGGAUACAAAUCAAAGUACACUUCCAUCCAGUGAUCCAAGUACCAAAUCAGCUGGUGGGUGCGCCGCUGGGCACUGAUGUCACCCUCGAGUGCUAUGUCGAGUCAUCACCCAAGUCCAUUAACUACUGGGUUAGAGAUUCCAAUGAAAUGGUAAUAUCAUCCAGCAAGUAUGAAGUGGUAAACACAGUGAUAAGCUCCUUUGAGAGUCGUAUGGCGUUAACAGUACGGCACCUGACAUCGACUGACGUAGGCGGGUACAGAUGCGUUGCGAAAAAUUCACUCGGUGAAGUGGACAGUAUUAUUAGACUUUAUGAAAUACCUGGACCGACGAUUAAAAAUACAAGUCCAGCAAAUCAAAAAGAAGAUUACAAGUAUUCUACACCAAUUGAAGGACCCGACAAUCAAUUUGGUUCGGCAGAUCGAUCAGACGAUGAAGACGAUAGAGAAGUAGCACUAGAAGUAUCAGAUAAACCAUUAACUACACAUAAAAUCGAUAAUGCUACUAUAAAAAAUCGUACAAUUAGUUACUCAAAUUCUGUAAACGACCAAAAACUAAGUAAUAAAGUUCGUAAAAUUAUUAAUAAAUUUGAAAUAGUCGAAGAGUCUGAUGUAAGUGGUAAUAGCAAAUUUUAUUCUAAAAUAUCGUUAAUUAUUGCAUUAGUAUUAAUAAAUUUAGAUUUAACAUAAAAAUAAAAUGGAUAUAUUAAGGUAUACAGGGUUUCAGGGAAAUCACUGCUAUCCUCUAAAGAGAUAGAAGUAAAAGAACAUAUAAAACAUAAAUGAUAUACACAAAGAAAAAAAAAAAUAACUACGUUUAUUCGUUAAUAAAAAAUAUAUUUACAUAAAAAUAAUGUUACUCGUUGGUAAACACAUUACUUUAAAAAGUCUAAAAAUAUAUUUUUUUUUUUAAUUUGGAUUUUUGUUUGAAAUAUUCAGAAAAGUAAAAAAAAUGAUGAAGUAUUAUAAAUAUUUAUAAUCUAUUUUUCACGAAUUCAUUAACUGGCAGCAUGUACAACGAUAUGCUUAUUUUAAAAUAUUUUUGCCUUUUUCUAAUAAAAUUUCAAUUAUUAAUUAAUUACAUUUUCUUCUGCUGUUUUCUUGUAACUAUUACUUCAGAGGAUUUCCCUUAAAGACUGUAUAUUAUUCAUUCUUGCUUACUACUUAUUCCUAAAUCGAUUCUGAAAUAUAUCCCUUCCAUUAUUUACUUUCAAAAUGUAAAGUAUACUUAAAAUCAAUAUCUUCAAAAUAAAAUGUAUUGCAGAUUAUUCGAUCGCUUUCAGAUAUAAUUAAUUGGGCUUUUUGAAGUAGAACAUAAAUUGAUAUUGAUGAGAGACUUCCGUAGAUAUGAAAAUUAAUAUCGACGUUCCAACAUCGUCGUUAGUACUUUAAUAUAAGGUAAAUACUUUUAAUUUACUUAUAUUGAUCAUAUUUCGAUCACUUUGUUACCACUUAAACUAAGUACGUACUUGAAAUUGGUCGAUAUUUUGCUGUAAUGCAGUGCUGUAGUGAUGGAAAGAUAAUACAUAUAUAAGUAAAUUUUGUUUCGUAGCAACCUUUUAACGUCCCACUACCGGACACAGAUUCCAAAAGUGAGGAAAAAGUCCAGGCUGGCCAGAUAGCUUGCUAUAAAAUAAUGUGGUAGUAAUAAAAGUGCGACUAGAUACUUAACCUAUUAAAUUUAGUAACUUCAUACUGACUUCACCUUUAUAUUUAAAAGUGAUAUAUUAUAUUGAUAAACGCAUAAAUUUUACAUUUGUUUGUGAAUUUGUGAAUUUCAAUGACUUACAUAUACAGUGCUCUUAUAUAUAUAACCGACUUUAAAAAGGAGAAAUUCUUAGUUUAACUGUAUUAUCGUGCAAAUUUUUCGCGAUACCAUAGCUAAUUUUGAACCGAAUCAAUUUUGAAUGCUUCUUAUUCAAACGAAAGUAUUUUCUCACAAAUAGAUUCUAUAAAAUUAUUUAAAAUUAGUUUUUUUCUGUGAAGAGUAUCAUUAUAAAAAAAAGUAUAAAAUAGAAACAAAGUAAAAUAAGUACGCUGUAUUUUCAUUAAAAGAAAAUAAAGUAUAUUUCAUUUUGUGUUCACCAUUAUAAAUUCAGAACAUGAAUACUAAAGCUAUUUAUGUGUACUUAAUCGUUUUAUGUCUGUUUUGCGAUGCAAUAAUACCUUUAUUAUUUUUUUAACCUUCAUUACACUAAAUUAAAACAAAAUAACAAAUUAUGGUAUUUCAAAUCAUACAUGUACUAAUAUUUAUUUUGUAUAUUUGUAGAUAUUUUUUUAUUUUGCUGUAUUACUUAGUGGAUUUUAUAUUUAUAGCAUUGAAGUACAAAAAAUGACCAUCAUAGUUAUGUUCAUGAAAUGUAGAUGUAAGGUAUUAAUAUAAAGUAAUAAUAAGUAUAACAUAGUGAAUUAUAUAUGUGAUAUAAUCAGUAAAAUAUAUAGUAAAUGAUUGACUGAAACAUGUGGCAAUAAUUUAAUCGUUGCAUUCCAAGUUUUUCAAAAUCUUUAUAAAUAAUAAUACUUAAUAUCUUUCUCUUCCACCUUUAAUCUUCCUUCUUUCUCUUAUAUGCAAUAUCAUAAUAUAAAUACAUACAUAUGUAUAAUUAAGAUAAUUUAUAAUACUCAUCAUGAAGUUUAUAACAAAAAUAGUUAUAAACUUUUUAUUUUAUUCACGCAAUGUAACCCACAUGUUACGCUAUAAAUAGAUAAAUAUAUUAAAUAUAUAAUAUAAUCAAAAUGUGAAUAUAAAUAAUUAUGUGGUCCAUAUAUCAAAAAGCGCUGUAAAAUAUGAAUAAUAUUAUAUCGAGGUGAAAUAAUUGUGUUAAUUUAAAUAUGUAAUAAAAUGUAAUUAAAAUCCGAUUAUUGUUUUAUUUUUUAAUGUCCUAAUCGAUGUAUAUUAAAAAAAUUAGACACAAACAUAUUUCAACGUGUAUAAAUAUAUCUAUAAUAUAUAAUCACACAUAACAAAUAUAUAUUUUGCAAUUUAAGAUGCAGCUAUUUUCUUCAUUGAAAAAAAAAUACUGAUAAUGAGAAAGUGCCCUCCAUUCUGCUGAAUACAAGAUCUAAAACAUACAAUUACAUUAAAAAGCUUUAAAUCUAUAAUAUUUAUGAAUAUAUUGUAAUUCUAAGUAUAUAAAAAAAAUACUUUUUAUAAGUAAUAAGUUAUAAUCUAAUGGAAAAAAGCUUUUUAACGAUAUGAUAAUGUUAGUAGAAUAACAAUAUAGUUUUUGAAUUCAUCAUUCAAGUUUCCUCGCAUACAGACAUUGAACUUUUCCCUCUCGUACUUCAUUACGAAAUAUCAGUUGGAAGUAUAACAAACAAGCAAACUCAAGUUCCGAAGCCAGGCUGUGGUUUGUUCCAAGUUUCCAGUCCAAUGUGGCGGAUUACCCGACAUCUUAGCUCAUCUUCAUUAUACGGAACUUUGGCAUUUUCACACGCCUGCCUUCUCCCACACGGGCGUGUUU
Messenger RNA from Galleria mellonella (greater wax moth), 4375 nucleotides. RefSeq names its product protein amalgam-like. The coding region runs from base 252 to 1601 and encodes 449 amino acids. The transcript has 9 exons. The record is from RefSeq and is a predicted model, not a curated record. Gene Ontology annotation, cellular component: neuron projection. NCBI's taxonomy places the organism in Eukaryota, Metazoa, Arthropoda, Insecta, Lepidoptera, Pyralidae.